AUGUACAUUGAUAAGGUCGACCAUCGCUGCAAAGUUGACCCUGAGUUGGUAGCUGACCUGGAUAAGGUACGGGUACCAUUUGAAGUGGAUAAUAGUUCUGGCCUGGCUACUGGAUCGACCAAUGCCAGGGCAGAUAAGAACCAGUGCGGAAACUGGGAUAUCUAUGUUGAAAAACCAUCUGAAGUCAAUAGGUGGGACUGGGAGGCUAACUCAAAACCCGACUUGAGUUGGGGAGUGAAGAAUGAAUCUUCCAGUAUAUGGGGUAAGAGCAGCUCAGGUUGGGGUGAUGCUCUGGAGAAACGCAAUUGGCGUGGCUCGAGCAACGACCAUUACUCAUCAAACAAUAGAAAUAGCGACUUUUAUGGUGGAUCCAACAAUAGAUACCAGCAGGAGGAUCCAAGUCACGCAUCUGGAAGGAAACGGAACAGCGGAGAGUACUUCCAGCAGAGGAACAACAAGCAUAGGAGACAGGAUGAGCGUUACCAAAGAAGCAGUUGGCAGGAUCACAGGGGAAGAAAUGAUGAAUGGCGUCCAUGGCACUAG
Miscanthus lutarioriparius is the source of this 543-nucleotide messenger RNA. NCBI's taxonomy places the organism in Eukaryota, Viridiplantae, Streptophyta, Magnoliopsida, Poales, Poaceae. The record is from the annotation of a GenBank genome assembly.